Messenger RNA from Amaranthus tricolor (Joseph's coat), 533 nucleotides. RefSeq lists its product as uncharacterized. The record is from RefSeq and is a predicted model, not a curated record. NCBI's taxonomy places the organism in Eukaryota, Viridiplantae, Streptophyta, Magnoliopsida, Caryophyllales, Amaranthaceae. The transcript is spliced from 2 exons. Bases 151 to 486 code for a protein of 111 amino acids.
CAGAAAAAUGAUAAAUUAAUUCUAUAUAACUCUGAAUAAUAAAUCUAAUUUUAUUUCUUAUAAGCAUGAGUAGCCAAAAAAAUUCAAUAAUCAUUUUACACGUGAAUUUUUGCUGAAAUUUGGGACAAAUUAUCUCAAAAUUUCUUCUAUAUGUUGGUGCCCUCAAGGAGCUUGAACCCUAGAUCCACCUCUGAUAGGUCAAAAAGUAAAAUGUUGUCAAGAUGGAGCAGAUCAAUGGUGACUGCAGGUGGAUUACAAACAAAGAUUUUAGGUUUUAUUAAUGAUGAAAAUGUUUUGUUACAUCAAAAUUAUGCCAAAGUUGUUGCCUUUUCAACGACUUCUUCAUCCUUUGAUUAUGUUGAUAAGAGUUUUGAUAGCAGUAGUAUUGCCACGGUGAGAGAUUUUUAUGCUUAUAUAAGUUCAACAAACGUGAAACGAGUCUGUAAUUAUUUUUUGAGCAAUAUGAAUGAAUUUGUUGUGUGUUGAUAUAAUAUUAUAAACUAUUGGAAUUCUUGGCAUAGGAAUCAAAUCGA